Molecule: messenger RNA, 6071 nt
Organism: Moneuplotes crassus
Lineage: Eukaryota; Ciliophora; Spirotrichea; Euplotida; Euplotidae
Source: the annotation of a GenBank genome assembly
GUUUUACAGAGACAAUGGAGUUUCCUUCUAUUACGGAUGUGCUGAGGGAGGAUAUUGUUGUAGAAAAAGAAGAGGAACCGGAGAAAUAUAAUCACUGUUUAUCAGCAGACAACUGAGUACGGAAAUUUUGUAUAAAAGUAUCUGAGUCCUGGUGGUUUGAGACUGUAGUGAUCAUUAUCAUUUUGAUUAACUCUAUUGUUCUUGGUAUUUUUGAUUAUGAAAAUCCUGGCGCUAAUUCAAUCCGAAAUCACAUUGUUAUUUACAGUGAACCAUUAUUUUCAGCUGUGUUUUUGGCAGAAUGUGUUAUCAAAAUUAUAGCACAAGGAUUCGUAAUGGGUCCGGAAACAUAUCUCCGAGAUGGAUGGAACAUAUUAGAUUUUCUGGUUGUAUGAACUAGCAUACUCUCGUUUAUUCCGUCUAUAGAUAACUUAUCAUUCAUCAGAAUGUUCAGGCUUUUUAAGCCAUUAAGAAGUUUUUCUUCAUUUCCUGCUAUGAAAUCAAUCGUUGGAACGAUCUUGGAUUCUUUGUCAAAGUUAGGAGAAAUUACUAUCGUAGCUGUCAUAUUCUUUUAUAUCUUUGCUAUCCUCGGUGUCACUCUUUGGGCUGGAAGCUUACACUAUCGGUGUUAUACUACACCAAAACCUGUAAACGGAGAUUGGAUUUUGUUGGAAAAUUAUACCCGACCAUGUAAUGCACAUCAGUGCCCUGAAGGGUCGUAUUGAGGUUCUCUGGUCAAACAAUAUGAUGAUCACCCUGAAACACUGAAUCUUAAUGGAGAAAGUGUCUACAGAGAUUUGAGAAUAAGGGAGCUACAAUACGGUCAGGUGAAUUUUGAUAAUAUCUUCUCUGCUAUCAUUACUGUUUUCCAGUGCUUAACCUUGGAAGGAUGGAGUGCAAUUAUGUAUAAUUACCAAGACGCCUCUGGUAGCUUUAUAGCAACUAUAUAUUUCAUCGGCUUAGUGUUGAUGUGAGCCAUUUUAUUCAUGAACAUCAUUGUUGCUGUUCUCUUCGAUAACUAUGACGGGGCUGAACAGGAUAAUGAGGAUGAGGAUUUAAAAGAGCUUGAGGAGAAAGCAGAAGAACUUGGACUUCACCCCUCAGUCUCAGAUAUUGUCAUUAAAAACGAUAUCAUAGUUGAUAUCAAAACGAAGGCAGGCAAGUUUAGUGGCUUCCAGACUUACUGAAAAAGUUUAUUAACUUGGAAUAGCAAAUUGAAAUACCCAGGAGGGAAGUACUUCCAGAACAACUUUGUGAAGUUCAUGUAUAGACUAGUGAGUCAUCCUUCAUUCCAGUUGUUCAUCUUCAUUGUUAUUGGGUUCAAUACCGUUACUUUAUGCCUGGAUAUGUAUACUUUGGGUGAUGGGAAAGUCGAAAUCAAAGUUCUAGAGUACUUUAAUUAUGUGUUCAUUGCUAUUUUUACACUAGAACUAGUAGUGAAACUUAUAGGCCUGGGAUUUAAGCUGUUCAUCAUUGAUAAAUUCAAUAUCUUCGAUGCUUUUAUCGUACUAAUUUCAUAUAUUGAGCUCAUAUUUGUUGGAGGAGGUGGAGCUUACACCUCAUUAAGAGCUUUCAGACUAUUUCGUAUUUUCAAAGUAUUCAGAGUGGGAAGGCUACGUAUCCAGAUUGAUUGUAUAACUAAAACUAUUAAGGCCAUUCUGCCAUUCAUAUUGCUGUUAUUAAUUUUCAUGUACAUUUUCACUCUAAUGGGACUGCAAUUCUUUGCUGGUGAAUUAAAGUUUAAUGAAAACGAAGAGCCUGAUCCAAAUGGGACAAGUCCAAGAUACAAUUUUGACAACUUUAAAAAUGCAUUCUUAGUUGUCUUUAUCCUCCUGACUGGUGAGAAUUGGAAUGAGAUGAUGUACGUCACCAUGAGAGCAUUACAUCCAAUUGCUUCUAUAUACUUCUUUAUUGUGAUAGUAAUGGGAAGCAUCAUCAUCCUUCAGCUGUUAGUGGCUAUUCUUCUGAAGAACUUCGACCAAUCCCAUAAGAUUGCGGAGAAAUAGAAGGAUUAUUGACACUAUCGAGAGAAAAAUUGAUGAAGGAGAAAGUGUUAAUGAAGCUGUCCAGUCAGUUCUUAAGAAAAUAGGUCAGAUUAAUAUGGAAACAGGAGAGAUUGAUAUCACCAAAGUAAGGUUUGGCAAAGAGAAGCUCAAGAUCCAGAGUAAGACCCCCAGUCACACUGUUGAGCCCUUGAAGUUACAGAAAAGCUCACCUUCUGGGAAAUUUUAUAGCCCAAAAGGAGAAAUUGAAAGAAGAGACCCUACAAAACAAGAUAACCUUAGUCUUUCGUCAAAACCUAAAAGCCAACCGUUUCUUAAGCAAAGGAGUAUUAUGAAAUGGGAUAAUAUGAAUAAGAAUAAUCAGAACCAACAGAUAUCGUCAUUAAAACUGAAAAAUUUGGUAUCGGCAAAGCUACUAAAGAAAUCAACAGGAAACUUUUCAGAUAACUCAAACUCCAAGAAUAAAAAGGAAGUAACAUUCAGACCAGGCCACCAAAGGACCUCAAGCAAUCGGCCACUCAAAGAAGACUCUGAAGAGUGUUCACCAAAUGACAUCUCACUCAGUUUCUCUGAAGAGGAUGACAGUGAUCAUCUCCAAGUGCCUAAUAGCAGGCCACUUAGCCAAUUUGCAAAUAGUGAAGGAAUGCAAGAGUCCAAGAUUGCUUCUGCGAUUGGAGAAAAGAUUACGAAAUCAACAACCAAAAACCUCAAACAAAUUGUUGAGGAAAAUGAAAGCAGUAGUGAGGAAUGUGAUGAGGAAGAAGACGAAAAGAUGCAAGAGAACCAGCAAAAGAAAAGGGUCAUUAUUCAAGAACCUUCGAAGAAUUUUGACACUCCUCGGCAAGGCUCUGUUAAUGAUAUUUUGAAAGAAGAAUCAAAGCAAGAAAGCUCAAGCCAAAGUGACUUCUUUACAGAAGACAAAGAUGAGCCAAGCAGUAAUAGAAUUUGGGAGUAUAUGAAGCAUUCUUCUUGAUUUACUUUUCACAAAAAUUGGGUAAUUAGAGAGACUCUUCUCGGCUUAGUGACUACUCCUGAAGAUAUUGUUAUAACACAAAAGGCUGAAUUGAAUCCAGAGAAAUAUGGAAUUAAGGAUCUCAAGAGAUCUCAGUCGUUGAUAAACAUGCAAAUCUACCAAGGGAAGAUUAUCACUACCAAGAAUAGGAAGAACAUUUCUAAAAUAUUUGAAUGGUUCAUUAUCGCAAUAAUCUUACUUAGCUGUAUACUGCUAUGUAUAGACACUCCUCUGAACAAUCCUGAUACAGGAUUUUCAACAUUUUUAUCAGUAUGAGACAUACUGUUCAGUUGCAUUUUCAUGAUUGAGGCAUGAAUGAAGAUCAUCGCUUUUGGGUUCUUUAAAAACCAUUUCCAAGGUAUCACUCCUUAUAUUUACAAUCCAUGGAACGUUCUAGACUUCUUCGUUGUGCUCACAUCUAUUUUUGAUAUUUAUUUCUCUUAUGUUGCCAGUGCAGGUUCAGAGAGUGAAAACCUUAAUAGUCUAAAAGCUCUGAGAGCAAUUAGAGCUUUGAGGCCACUCAGAAUGAUUAGUAGGAAUGAAGGUCUUAAGAUAGCUAUCCAAGCUCUUCUUUCAUCACUUCCAGCUAUCGGUAAUGUGGUGAUCAUUUUGCUCUUAUUCUUGCUCAUUUUUGCUAUUCUAGGAGUGAGCUUCUUUAAAGGGUCAUUCUACUCUUGAGAUUUAGGAGAAGGCUCUGAAAAUGAUAGUGUGAAAUACAGAGACCAAUGAACUCAGCAAGGUGGUCGGUGGAAAACCGCAGACAGCAAUUUCGAUAACGUCCUUAUUGCUUCGAUCACCUUAUUUUCUAUAAUGACUUCUGAAGGUUGGAUCGAUGUCAUGAGCAACGGAGUUGAUUCAACUGGAAUUGACAAAGAACCGAAAUACAAGAACAAUGAAUGGGUAAUACUCUAUUUCGUUAUAUUCAUCACCCUAGGAAUGUUCCUUCUCAUUAAUCUCUUUACUGCUGUGAUUACAGACCAAUUCACUAAGAUGAAAGCAUCGAAAGAGAUAGGAGCUGGGGCGAUAUAUUCUUCUGAAUCUUAUAAGCUAUGGGUAGAUGUUCAGAACUUAUGAGUAAAUGCAUCACCAAUCUCAAUCACUACUGCUCCAUUAAAUGCGACCAGAAGGUAUUUCUACAAGAUAUGAACAAGCACUUGGUUUGACCUGGUAGUUAUCUUAUGCAUCGUGGUUAAUACUUUGGUACUAGCUAUGACUUAUGCAAGAAUGAGUGAUACAUACGCUCUUACUAUAAGUAUCUGUAAUUACUUUUUCCUUGUGUUGUACAACAUUGAAUUCACUAUCAAGGUAAUUGGACUCGGAAAACAAUAUUUUACUAGAGACCCAUGGAACAUGUUUGACUUUAUUUGCUUAGUUGGAUCAGACCUAUCCGUUCCUCUUAGUUUUCUCAAUUUCUCAGGAAUUCAGAGCAUCUUUAUCUUCCUGAGAGCUUUCAGAAUCUUAAGAUUACUGAGAUUUAUUCACCAAUAUAAUGGAGCUAGUACGAUAUUGACAUUUGUUCAUGCAGCUAGCCAGAUUCAGAAUGUGCUGACAUUGGUUGCUUUAAUACUUUUUAUAUAUGCAGCUCUUGGCAUCAAUCUGUUUGGGACUGUCAUGUAUAGAGAUUACUAUACUGAUCAAAACAACUUUAGGGAUAUUGUUCAAGCUCUUAUGCUUCUGUUGAGAUGACUUACAGGAGAAGACUGGAUUUAUAUCAUGCAUGACUUGGCAAGUUCUGACCCAUACGAAGGUCAAGAGUGCUCUGCAAAUCAAUCUUAUGAAGAGCUUCAGAGAGAUGGAAUUCAUGGUUGUGGAUCAAUGGCUGCAUAUCCAUUCUUCAUAUCUUUCUACAUCAUUAACUCAAUUGUUAUUUUAGAUCUGUCUAUUGGAGUGUUUAUUGAUGCUUUACAGGAAGCGAGAAAGUAUAACAAGAUUUUAUUCGGAACACAGCAGCUGGAAGAAUUUAAAGAACUCUGGUCAGAUUACGACCCUAACGGGACUGGAUGGAUAACGGUUACCCAGAUGCUCAUGGUAAUUUUUGAGCUUCCCUAUCCAUCUGGAAUGGGUAAGCAUAACCCAGAAUACAGCAAUAAAUAUCAUUAUGAUUAUGUACACAAGAAGAUGAAACAAGAAAACAUGUACUUGCUCUAUUCUUUAAAUAAGCAUAAGGAUCAUGAGUUCUUCAGAAAGGAUGAAAUAAAGAAGAAAUUCAUAGAUGGAAGCUUAUACUACGUGAAUGAGUCCAAAGGCUUUGCUAUUAAAGACAUGAGGGCAUUAAUCAUACUGAAUAAUUAUAAAGUACCUGUUUACGAAGAGAAGCUUGUCCACUUCAGAGAUGUCCUACAACAAGUUAUUAAAAAUGCAUUUGACUCUAUUGGGGAGGACUACUUGCCUGAUUUUAACAUCCAACAGAAAUUUAAGAAGAAAUGGAGAAUAAAGACAAAUAAAAAGAUUUUAACAGAUGAGACGGAUCUCUUCUUAUCAGGAAGUAUCUUCCUUGACCGUUACAGAAAAUUCAGAGCCAAGGCUGAUGAUGAUUGCAAUGACUCACUUAAUAUUGAGGAAAUGGAGUAUUAUGAAGAUCUAAGAUUCAGAUUUGAGAAUUUCCAUGAUGAAAGAUAUUACAAAAAGUUCCAUUCACGAAAUCCUUUUUAUAAGGACCAGAGCAAAGACUCUGUCACAGAAAAUAAUCCAAAUCUUAAAGAAAUAAUUUAUGGCACUGAUUACAGAAAUCCCUUUAAAGAUUCAAUCUCAAGUGAAAGCGAGCAUAUUGGAGAAUUUUUUAGAGAAGGCAGGCAUCCUAUUUAAUACUUAGAUUUCAACCUGUCGAGAGGAAAUAUGAACCUCAUAAAAGAUCUUAAGAAGAAAGACCAUGACUCCUGAGAUUCCUCCGUUAAUAUAGACAUUUAUCCUGACAAAGAAUUUCCAGAGGUUUCAGAGAGUUUAAACAAGCUAGGUAGUGAGAAACCCCCUGAAUCAGUAUUCUCGAUGAUGGUCAAGGAAGAGAAGAAAAUGAAGAGAAGGAAAUAUUCAGAAUAGUUCCAUUUUGGAUAAUAAUCAUU